AUGGAAGUUUGGAUAAGGGAUGGAUAUGCAAAGAUUACUGCAAAUAUGAAAUUUCUGAAUGCGACAGAAAACAAGUUUAUUAUAAGCACAAAGUUAACAGUUGAAGGGCCACUUAGAAUAAAAGAAGAAUAUAUAGAAGGAGUCCUUGAAACUCCAACAGUUGAUGAAGGGACAAUUCCAGAACAACUAAAAGGGGCUUUAACUCAAGCACUUAACACCAUGCAACAACUUCCAUCUCCAAUUAAAGAGGUUGUUUCUGGUGGAUUAAGACUUCCCCUAAAUGGGGCUUUUCAGAGGAUGCUUAUGAUUUCUUAUCUUGAUGAAGAGAUUCUAAUAUUAAGAGACACAAGUGGGGUCCCGGAAGUUCUUACGAGAUUGGAUGUGGAUCAAUCUCCUAUUGAUCCUAUUCAAGAGUAUGAGAGUUGACCGAGUCAACAUAAAUAAUGCAAGGA
Lactuca sativa (garden lettuce) is the source of this 452-nucleotide messenger RNA. Its product is annotated as putative plastid-lipid-associated protein 13, chloroplastic. Lineage: Eukaryota; Viridiplantae; Streptophyta; Magnoliopsida; Asterales; Asteraceae. The record is from RefSeq and is a predicted model, not a curated record.